AUGGGUCGCAGACCCUCGUCAAGUUCGUCGUCCAGCAGGUUCAAGUAUCUGCGACCGUCGUACUACAUCCGGCGACCCCGGCGACUAGGGCUGCUCACUCUGCUCGUCGUCGGGAUCGUCUUUGUCGUCAUGGAUCGCCAACGACAGGCGAAAGAACUCGAGGAACUCGCGACGCAGCUGGAUAGUCUCGAAGUCGAGAAGAGUCACCUGGUUGUUGAGCUGGAGAAGGCUCGCUUGACCGGCAGCGUUUCUGACGCCCAGGCAGGAGGCAAAGCCGCGUCUGUUAAGAAAAACCCUCUUAUUCUCGGUGUAGGAGGGGGAGGGGGUGGUGGCGGCGGUGGCGGAGGUGGGAUAAGUGUAAAUGCAGCACGUGCGACUAGCAAAGUGCAAGCGAGAAAGCUCCUUCCUCUAGAAAAGAUCGUUCAGGCGGGUGCUACAGGGGGGAUGCUGAGAGGAGGCGAGCAGGCUGGGCAAGCGUAUACUGGGGAUGCUAUUAUAAGGGAUCCUGUUACUGGGGAUGCUCAUAGCGCGGAUGUGGAACAGAAGGCGCUGUCAGAGCUGCAGAGACUGGGGAAGCUGGACGACGAUGGGCUGGGAGGCGGGGAAGGUGACAGUAACGAGGGGAAGGCAGCUGAUACAGACCCGCUUGAGGAUGCGGAUUUAGAGGAUGAUGUGGCUGUAGCGGGGGGUGGCAAAAACGGAGGGGGGGGAGGAGGAGUGAGAGCAGGCGGGGUGACGGAAGCAGGGGGAGAGCAGUUGCAGAGUGAGCAGAGGAAGGAGGUAUCGGUGGCUGAGCAACGAGCGGCAGAGAAACAGACGCAGGGACAGGGGCAGGGGCAGAGGCAGGGGCAGGGGGUGUUGUUGAGAGGGCAGGAUGAGACGGAGAGGAGGAGAGAGUCGAUCAAGCAGGGGAUGCUGCAUGCGUGGAGAGGGUACAAGAAGUACGCGUGGGGGUCUGAUGAGCUCCAGCCUCGCAGUAAGACCCCGUCCAAUAACUUCGGAGGCAUGGGGGCGACGAUCGUGGACUCACUGGACACUCUGUUUCUCAUGGGACUGAAGGACGAGUUCAGAGAUGCGCAAAAGUGGGUGGGCGAGUCCCUCAAUUUCAACCGGCACUCCAGCGUCAGCGUCUUUGAAACAACCAUCCGAAUGCUGGGCGGGCUGCUAGCAGCGUACGACCUGUCCGGCGAGAAAGUCUUCUUGGAGAAGGCCAGGGAGCUGGGAGACCGACUCCUGCCCGCAUUCAACACCCCUACUGGCAUCCCAUUUGCCUAUGUCGAUCUGGCCUCUGGAGGAGGGAACGCGCCUGGCUGGACCGGGGGAUCGGCAGUGCUGGCGGAUCUCGGCACGCUCCAGCUGGAGUUUGUGACUCUCUCUCAGCGGACAGGCGACCCCAAAUACGCAAUCAAGGCAGAGAACGUGAUCAGGCAGAUCGAAAAGAUUUUCCCGGAGGAUGGCCUGGUGCCCAUGUUCAUCAGUAUUGACAGUGGAGAGCCCACGAGCAGUCACAUCACCUUCGGGUCCAUGGGCGACAGUUUCUACGAGUAUCUGAUCAAGAUGUGGGUGCACGGGGGCAAGACGCCAGUUGUCAAGAAGUACAGAGACAUGUGGGAGAAAUCUAUAAAUGGAAUGUUUUCCAGAUUGGUACAGCGCACGCCAGACCAGGGGGGGCACAAGGGGUACUCCUAUGUGCCUGAGAUGGAGGGAGGGGGGCUCAUUCGCAAGAUGGAGCACCUCACGUGCUUUGUACCGGGGAUGCUUAUACUGGGUAUGCCGGAGGCGUCGCCUGCGGAUGCGGCCAAGUACCUGGACUUGGCUAAAGAGCUAACGCGAACGUGCUACGAGUUCUACAACAGCACUCCGUCCAAGCUGGCUGGCGAGGACUACAACUUCCACUCUGAUGGACCCCAUCUGCAAGGCCGAGUGUACAACAUCUUGAGGCCAGAGGCGGUGGAGGCGAUCUGGUACUCGUGGCGGGCCACCAAGCACCCCGUGUACCGCGAGUGGGGGUGGAAGAUCUGGCAGGCGUUUGAGAAGCACUGCCGCGUGGAGGCAGGCUAUGUCGGCCUCGAGGAUGCGGGGAGAAACCCUCCUCCGCAGGACAACAUGCAGCAGAGCUUCUUUUUAGCAGAGACGCUCAAGUACCUCUACCUGCUAUUCUCACCGGACGAUACAUUGAAUCUGGACAAGUGGGUGAUUAACACUGAGGCACACCCGCUCAAGAUCACUCCUCGGUUGGGAGGAGGAGAAGUAAAGCAACGGAUUGAGACGAAGCUGGAUGGCGGUGCAGAUUCUGCUGCAGGGCUGGAUGCUGCUCAAAGAUAG
Messenger RNA from Closterium sp. NIES-65, 2325 nucleotides. Lineage: Eukaryota; Viridiplantae; Streptophyta; Zygnematophyceae; Desmidiales; Closteriaceae. The record is from the annotation of a GenBank genome assembly.